Molecule: messenger RNA, 288 nt
Organism: Propithecus coquereli (Coquerel's sifaka)
Lineage: Eukaryota; Metazoa; Chordata; Mammalia; Primates; Indriidae
Product: zinc finger protein 680-like
Exons: 4
Coding region: 1-288 (95 amino acids)
Biological process (GO): regulation of DNA-templated transcription
Source: RefSeq, a predicted model, not a curated record
AUGGAUUUUGAGGCUCAUCAUCAGAUCUGGGUGGGACAAUUUCAGGCCAGCCCUGAACUCUCUGCUGCUUUGUACAGGUCACAGGAGGAGGAUGAGGAGCUGGGACUUUUGACAUUCAGGGAUGUGGCCAUAGAAUUCUCCCUGGAGGAGUGGGUGUGCCUGGAUCCUGCUCAACGGAAUUUAUAUAGGGAUGUGAUGUUAGAGAACUACAGAAACCUGGUCUCUGUAGCCAGACCUAAUCACCUGUUUGGAGCAAAGGAAAGAGCCCUGGAAUGUGAAGAGACCUGA